Molecule: messenger RNA, 861 nt
Organism: Hermetia illucens (black soldier fly)
Lineage: Eukaryota; Metazoa; Arthropoda; Insecta; Diptera; Stratiomyidae
Exons: 4
Coding region: 529-846 (105 amino acids)
Source: RefSeq, a predicted model, not a curated record
CACCAACGCCCGCAGCACGGCGCUUUCUUAUCGCGUCUUGCCGUCGUCGGCCUUCAGAAUUUGAAAAACUCGUCUCAGGUGGACUGAACGGUUAGGAAACAAACUUUCGCCAGGCUUCAAAGAAAAUCAGCAGCAGUUGCAUAGUAAGUGGCGUUCAUCUGUGGAUCGGUGCAAAUUCAGCUCGACACCGGCGUAAUUCAGUUAGUGGUCAAUCGAUAGCAGCGCAGAAUUUGGGGAAAACGCGAUUUCCGUGGAAAGUUCGCCGCAGGUUUCCAGUGUGUGGGUUUGUGUGUGCAUCUGGCCGUGCAUGCCAUGAGAAGUUGCAUUGCAUGCUUGCAUCGUUUCGUUGCCGACAGCAGUGGCGGAUUCCCAUAGUUUGUUUGUGAAUGGAGAAGGAACUGUUGUGCAGCGCUCACCACUACACAGGGGCUGGCAAGGUGUUUGGCUAGUCGAGCGAGCUCAGCGACAUCGGCGGCGAGUCGGCGAAACUGUUAUUGACAUUUCACCACUACAUAGACAAUAAGAUCGAUGUUCAUUCGCAUACAAGAACCAGCUCUCAAGACUUGGAAGCGUGUUUCGCAUAUUUUGAACAGUUUGUGGAGUAAAUUGUACCAGCCUUUGCCAGCUAUCGAGAUGCCCCGUACACGUAGACGACAUCAUUCAAAAUCCCGUUCUCGAUCCUCUGGAGGUUACCGUGAAAAGCGUAGGCGAAUUGAUUCAGAUGAAAGUUCAAGGAGAUCAAUUUCCAGGUAUGUGCCACAAUUCCAUCUAUUCGUCGUACGUUCAAAUUGCUCCAAAUGGCGAAAAAUAAGGUUAAGUACAGAUUAUCAAAUGGGGAAAACAUAAACCGAGAAAUUCUAG